Messenger RNA from Homarus americanus (American lobster), 363 nucleotides. Its product is annotated as ejaculatory bulb-specific protein 1-like. NCBI's taxonomy places the organism in Eukaryota, Metazoa, Arthropoda, Malacostraca, Decapoda, Nephropidae. The record is from RefSeq and is a predicted model, not a curated record. The transcript has 2 exons. The coding region runs from base 1 to 363 and encodes 120 amino acids.
AUGGCCCUAGUCCUGAUGGUUCUAGUCCUGCUGGCCCCUAGUCCUGCUGGCCCUAGUCCUGAUGGUUCUAGUCCUGAUGGCCCUAGUCCUGAUGGCCCUAGUCCUGAUGGCCCUAGUCCUGAUGUCCUACAGGCCCCAGCACUAAUGGUCCCCAGUCCCACAGGCCCCAGCACUAAUGGUCCACAGUCCCACAGGCCCCAGCACCACGGUCCCCAGUCCUGGUUGGCAGGCCCCAGUACCACGGUGGUCCACAGUCCCAGCCCCAGUACCACGGUCCCCAGUCCUCAUAGCACCAGUACCAAUGGUCCACAGUCCCCAGGCCCCAGUACUAAUGGUCUCAGUCCUUACAGGCCCCAGUACUAA